AUGUCUGUCGUUAUUGGUAUUGCUUUUGGUAACACUUCCUCUUCCAUUGCUGUUGCCACCUCCGACGGUAAGGUCGACGUGAUUGCUAACCCAGACGGUGACCGUUCGAUCCCAUCUGCGCUUUCCUACGUCGGUGCCGAUGAGUACCACGGCCAGCAGGCAGUCAACCAGUUGGUGAGAAAUGCUUCUUCCACUAUCGUCAACUUCCGAGACUUCAUUGGGGUUCCAUUCGCCGAGCUCCCUGCGUCCGCCUUCUCCGAAAUUUCCUCCAAGCCUCUCAACUAUAACGGCCAGGUCGGCUACAAGAUCGACGGCAGCGACGUUUCCAUCCAGGAGGUCACCAAGAGACACCUCAAGCAGGUCAAGUUAGCCGCUGAGGACUAUAUCGGUAAGACCGUCGAGGGGGUUGUGAUGACUGUCCCAACCAACUUCUCCGACGUCCAGAAGGCUGAGUUGAAGAAGGUUUCCGCUGACUCCGGCCUUCCAAUCUUGCAGUUCAUCAACGAACCAUCUGCCGCUUUGUUGGCCCACUUGUCUGUUGAUGAUAAGUUGUUGCAAGACAGAACCUAUGUCGUUGCCGAUUUUGGCGGUGUCAGAUCUGACGCCGCUGUCAUCGCCGUCAGAGGUGGUAUCUUGACCAUCCUCGCAACCGCCCACGAUUUGAACUUGGGUGGUGAUAGCUUAGACAACGCGCUUGCCGACUUCUUCGCUGCCGACUUCAAGAAGAAGUACCAGGCCAACCCUAAGAGCAACCCAAGAUCCUUGGCCAAGUUGAAGGCUGCGUGCAUCAUCACCAAGAAGACCUUGUCCAAUGUCCAGACCUCCACCAUCUCCAUCGACUCCUUAGCCGACGGUUACGACUACCACACCACCAUUAACAGACUCCGUUACGAGCUCGUCGCCCGCGAUGUCCUCUCCAAGAUGGCUGCCUUCACUGAGUCCGUCGUGCUUAGAGCCGGCUUGGAAACCUUGGACAUUGAUGAGGUUUUGUUGGUCGGUGGGACCUCCCACACUCCUAAGUUGGCUUCUAACGUCGCCUUCAUCUUCCCAGAGUCUGCUGUCGUUGUCGCCCCAUCCUUGGACACCAAGGCUAUCAACCCUGCCGAGUUGAUUGCCCGCGGUGCCGCUUUGCAGGCCUCCAUGGUUGAAUCUUUCGACGAGGCUGAGAUCAACGAGUCUCUCGCCCCAGUCGUCGUCAACACCCAGCACAUUCAGAAGUCCAUCGGUCUUGCCGGUGCCGACGGCUCCUUCCUUCCAAUCUUAUUGGCUGAGACCGCCUUCCCUAUCAGAAAGGCCGUUCAGGUUACUGCCUCCGGUGACGUAUUGAUCGCUUUGCACGAGGGUGAGCGCUCCAUCAAAGAGACUGUUCUUGAGGCUGAGGUUUACUCUGAUGACGAGGAGGCUUACUCUGAUGAAGAGCCGGAAGUAAGAAGGGAUGUUGUGUACGUUCCGGGUACUAAGUUGGCCGAGUUGGCCCUCAAGGGUGUUUCUGCCAAGGUCGAGGUUGUUGUGAACAUCACUAGAGACGGUACUUUGACCGUUUCUGCGAGAGAGGUCAAGACUGGCGCGGUUGCGGUGAAGUGUGAGACCAAGUUUGCCUAA
Molecule: messenger RNA, 1602 nt
Organism: Babjeviella inositovora NRRL Y-12698
Lineage: Eukaryota; Fungi; Ascomycota; Pichiomycetes; Serinales
Gene: SSZ1
Product: Ssz1p
Exons: 1
Coding region: 1-1602 (533 amino acids)
Biological process (GO): cytoplasmic translation; protein refolding; regulation of translational fidelity
Cellular component (GO): cytoplasm
Molecular function (GO): ATP binding; misfolded protein binding; ATP hydrolysis activity
Source: RefSeq, a predicted model, not a curated record